AUGAGCAGACCCUCCGGCGACUACGAUGCGCGAGCGCUGGCGCUGCCCGUCGACCUACCGCCCGAAGAACAGAGACGCGGCUCGUCCAGUAACCACCCCCAGCCUGCAUGGCAUCGCCGCUCCUCCUCCAUUGCCCGCGGCUCACUGGGAUCGAGCGCAGGCCGCCGCCGUGGUGGAGGAGCCCUCGCCCGUAUGCGCACCAAUGUCGCCAAGCUGCAGCGACACGGCUUGAAGAUAUACAAGCGCUUGACACCGCUGCAGCGCGCCCUGCUGGUGCUGGCUGGCAUCAUCUCCUUUGUGCUGGGUGUCCUCUUCCUGGUCUACAACGAACACAUUUUCAAAUACUGGUUGGCCCCCGUCGCCAAGAAGUGGCGCGACAUCCCCGCCGGCUGGCUGAUCCUGUGGUCCAUGACAUUCGUUGUCAGCUUCCCUCCGCUCAUCGGCUACUCGACCUGCGUGACGCUGGCCGGCUUCGUCUACGGAUUUCCUAAUGGUUGGUUCAUCGUCGCCUCCGCCACCGUCAUCGGCAGCACCGCCUCCUUCCUGGCCACGCGCGCCGUCCUGCACCGCUUCGUCUCGCGCCUGAUCGCCAACGACUCGCGCUUCGCCGCGCUGGCCCUCACCCUCAAGCACGACGGCAUCAAGCUCCUCAUCAUGAUCCGCCUCUGCCCGCUGCCCUACUCGCUCUCCAACGGCGCCAUCGCCACCUUCCCCACCGUGCACUGGGCCGCCUUCAUGCUCGCCGGCGCCAUCGCCUCGCCCAAGCUGCUGCUGCACGUCUUCGUCGGCGCCAAGAUCGGCGAGCUGGCCGAGAAGGGCGAGCAGAUGGACGUCCGGACGAAGAUGAUCUCGUACGCGUCCAUCGUCAUCGGCCUCGUCGCCGGCGCCGCCACCGGCUACGUCAUGUACUCGCAGACGAAGCGCCGCGCCGCCGAGCUCGAGCAGCAGGAGCGCGAGGGCGCCGCCCGCCACCGCAGCGCCGACGAGAUCGCGCGCGAGUACGCCGACGACCCGGAGGCGGGCUUGGCGGCCGAGGUGCUGCGCGAGGAGGAGGACGACAUCAGCCUGCACAACGAUGUCGCGGAUCUGGGCGGUGGCCACUACAGGGACGAGAGCCCGAGUGGGGAGAGCGAGGAGGAUGGCUUUGAUGACGAUGCGCCCGACGUCGUGUUUGACGUUGGUGACGGGGAGUCGACAGAAGGGGACAGGAAAUGA
Molecule: messenger RNA, 1215 nt
Organism: Diplodia corticola
Lineage: Eukaryota; Fungi; Ascomycota; Dothideomycetes; Botryosphaeriales; Botryosphaeriaceae
Product: tlg2-vesicle protein of 38 kda
Exons: 2
Coding region: 1-1215 (404 amino acids)
Biological process (GO): mitotic spindle elongation; vesicle-mediated transport
Cellular component (GO): Golgi membrane
Source: RefSeq, a predicted model, not a curated record